Molecule: messenger RNA, 3333 nt
Organism: Leptopilina heterotoma
Lineage: Eukaryota; Metazoa; Arthropoda; Insecta; Hymenoptera; Figitidae
Exons: 6
Coding region: 485-2104 (539 amino acids)
Biological process (GO): neurogenesis
Cellular component (GO): cytosol; P-body
Molecular function (GO): protein binding
Source: RefSeq, a predicted model, not a curated record
UCUCCACCCAUACUAACGUUGCGUAUAAACUGCAUGAGUUUGUGUGUACAUACACAUGUAAAAAUGAGACUUGCAGAAUAUAUUACUUAAGUUUUAAAAAAGUGAUUAUUAAAAUUUUUUAAUAAAUCAUAUGAUUUUAUGUAUAAUUUAAAAAAUUAAAUAUUUCCUUUCAUUAUAUGUAAUGUUUAUAAAAAAAAGUUCAACGCACGAAGCAGUCAAGAUGGCGAAGAGUCUUGCUGUGUUUAGAAAAUAAGUGGAAUUUGUAUUUUGACAGAUCGCUUUAAAGCUAUUGAGUCAUUUUCCCAAACUGAUAAUAUUUACAAGCAAGCGCAAGAAUAGACACGUCCGUAACCCUACGUCAUACACCAACAGAACGAUUACUUGAGUUUCUCCUACAAAUAAUAUACAUUACUAGACAUUCAAUACGGAAAACAACAUCACGGAUCUUUGUCAGAGAAAUUUUGACAAGCGGCCAUCCAGAAAAAUGGGAUUCCCCUGUGAUUGGCAAACAAAAAAACAGAAAGUGUCACAAAGAGGACAGUAUCUCUUAGAAACCGGACAAUGGUCCGAUUGCAAAUUUAUCGUCGGUCGAGAACCACACCAGCAGGUCCUCGAAGGACACAAGGUAUUCUUAGCCAUGUCGAGUCCUGUUUUUGAAGCUAUGUUUUAUGGAGGAAUGGCUGAGAAAAGUGAUCCGAUACCAAUUCGAGAUGUUCAACCAGAAGCUUUUAAAGCUCUUUUAGAAUAUAUUUAUACUGAUCGUGUGGAUUUGGGAUCAUUUGAAUUGGCUUGUGAAUUGUGUUAUUGUGCUAAAAAGUACAUGCUGCCUUUUCUUGUUGAAGAAUGUACAAAAUUUUUGUGGUCAGACUUGUCUCCAAAAAAAGCCUGCAGGGCUUAUGAAUUUGCCAAGCUUUUUGAAGAACCAGUAUUGAUGGAAAAAUGUUUGCAAAUAAUAUGCACAAAAACACUAGAUGUCUUCAAAGAAUCUAGUUGGGAUGAAAUAGAAAUAGGAACUCUUUUAACAGUUUUCGAGCAAAACGAUUUAAUAAUUUCUUCUGAGAUAGAAUUAUUUACUGCUCUAGAACGAUGGUCAAAAGCAGAAUGUGUGAGAAAGUCAUUGGAUCCCCUGGAUAAAAAAUCACAAAGAUCUGUUAUUGGCAAUUCUUUGACAAAAAUUAGAUUUCUAACAUUAACACCCCAAGAAUUUGCCGAAGGACCGGGACGAUCAAGUUUAUUGACGAAAGAAGAAGCUUUUGCAAUAUUAAUGAAUAUUUCUUCAAGCAACAGUGAAAUUUCUAUGCCUGAAGGCUUUUCCACAAAUACACAGAAAAGAUAUAACAAUAAGAUACAUCUAAAAACAGUUCCUAAGGUUCCUAUAAUUGAGUGGACAGCCAAACGCAUAUCAAACCUUGAAGAGUUGUAUCCCAAAUGCACAACUCCGUACAAGGUAGACAGCCCCUUUUUUUCCUUCAAUUUUCCCACAACGUCAAUGGGACGUUCAACACUUGUACCACUGACUGACGAUUUAGAUCAUCGAACCAGUUCAUUGAGAAGUGGCCCUUCAUCUUUAGCAUCAGGAGAACAUCCUUCAAUUAUUGCUUCUCAUACAGUUUUCGACAGAGAUGGAGUCAAAUAUUAUUGCACAAGAAAUGUUCUUACACCACUGGAUUGUGUCAAUACAAGCGUAUUGGAUUGUUCGGUCACAUUUACAGUGGAUAAAAAUAUUUGUGUCCUCGGUGUUCAAGUACCAACACAAAUACAAUUGACUAACCAAGGAAAUAUGUUUCCAAUGGAUUCUUCAUAUACAGAGGUUUUAUAUGCUCACCUCCUCGAUUCAGAUGGUUCACGAUUGACGUACACUCACUUUACUACUAAAGUUGACAGCGGUACUCUUGUUGAAAUUACUUUCAACCGUCCGGUUUACAUACAAAAGAAUAAGGUAUAUCGAGUCGGAGUGGUUUUCAACAAAGUUGGACGGUAUCCGAUGGGAAUUUGUUCUCAAAGUAUGAACUGUGAUACUGUUCUUUUCACAUUUGGAGCUGGUAAUGUAGACAAUAAUACUCGAGAUGGAUUAAUCAGAUCUAUUGUGUUUACUUAUCACUGAAAUUUUUUCAACUCAUAAAAAUAAAUCAGAAUGAAUUGUCAAAUUGUGAUAUAGAAGACGCAGUGUUGUAUAUGUUUAUAUUAGCCACAUACAUUUUUUGUGCGUGAAUUGUUAUUUGUCAAACUGAAGACAAUUUUAAAAAUACAUGUACAAAUUUGAAUACAUUUUAAUAUUAAAUAUUAAUUAUUAUAUUACAACACAAUAAUAUAGAUGUAUAAUUAUAAAAUUAGACAUUUAGCUUAUUUUCUAAGCAUUAGCCCAAGCAACAUGUAUGUUAUGCAUUACAGUGUCGUCCUCGAGAUAAUAUUGCAUGGAAUGAAAAAAGAAUACGUACGUAUUGUCAAAUUUAAAAUUGUACUUUUAAUAUGCCAUGCAAUAUUAAUUUUAAGUCAAGGUAAUGUACGACUAAAAAGUAACAUUAUUAUACAUUGCAUACAAAUAUUUUAUAUUAUAUUAAAGUCCAUUUAUUGUUGUUUAAACUAAUGCUUAGAAAAUAAACUAAAAACCGAAAUAUAUAUAAUUAUUAAUCAUAUUCGUAUAAGGGACUUUUAUUUAAGCACAAAUUAUAUUUUCUUGUUUAUGAAUUUGUAUUAUUAAUACAUGUAUAUUAUAUGUAUAAAUUAUUUUUAAUUGUAUAUAAAUUAAAUUACAAAAGAAAAAGAAAAGAAAACUUAAAAUGCCUAUUUAUAAACUAAUAAUAUAUAUUUAUAAAAAGUUAAAAAUUAUGAUGAAUUGAAUGAGUUUCUAUAAAAAUUUGAUUUGUGUGAUUUUUUUACCUACAUAAUAAUUAAGUUGAAAAUAUCUAUUGUAUAUAACAUUAAAUUCAUAGCUCGUUGAAGCAAUCAUAGAUGAUACAAAAAUAUAAAACUAAAACGUCAAGUAUUUCUUACAGUUGUUAGAUUUUGAUAUAUGUAUUAACGCUUUUAUGAUUUUUGUUAACAAAACUAAUACUACAGUAAUUAUAAAUACUAUUUAAUUUAUAGAAUAGAAAUAUUUCAUUCAAUAAAUAAGUAGCAAUUACUAUUUGGCAAUAGAAGAUUAAUCUGUAAGUCAAGGAAAUUGUAAAAAUUUUGUAAAACAAAAUGUAAUUUGUUUCUAGCUCCUACAUAAAUUGAGCUAGAACACAAAAAUUAGGUACAUAGUUGAGAAAAGCGAACACGUGAUUGAAUUGAUUAAUAUGCAUAUUUAAGAUUAACAAAGAAAAAUUAAAAGUUAACAACAGAAAAAAU